Messenger RNA from Rhizophagus irregularis DAOM 181602=DAOM 197198, 3291 nucleotides. RefSeq lists its product as uncharacterized. Gene Ontology annotation, molecular function: single-stranded DNA binding; damaged DNA binding; single-stranded DNA endonuclease activity. Lineage: Eukaryota; Fungi; Glomeromycota; Glomeromycetes; Glomerales; Glomeraceae. Gene Ontology annotation, biological process: double-strand break repair via homologous recombination; resolution of meiotic recombination intermediates; nucleotide-excision repair involved in interstrand cross-link repair. The record is from RefSeq and is a predicted model, not a curated record. Gene Ontology annotation, cellular component: nucleotide-excision repair factor 1 complex.
UUACAAUGUCUUCACAAAUACUUCCAGCUGAAACAGACUUUUCUCCAGUAGGAUCACCUCCCGAAUCUCAUUCUUCCUCUCGUUCUCAAGUAUGCUCUCAUAUAACCUUACCUUCGCUUUCCUCAACUCAACUUUCAUAUCCUUGCACACUUCCACUAGAAUUCCAUCGUCACAUUUUCGAAGAAUUGUUAUCUGAAGAUGGUUUACUUAUAUUAAGCCGUGGUUUGGGCUUGCGUAGAAUAAUAUGUGCACUACUAAAAAUUUAUUCUGAUAAAGAAUCUUUAGUAAUAUUACUGAAUGCUAAUGGACACGAGUUAAACUUUAUUAAAGAGGAACUUGCUGAAUGUGGUGUCAAGAAACCCGGACUUCGCGUUGUUAAUAAUGAAACUAAUUCUAAAGAAAGAUCAGAAUUAUACGUUUCUGGUGGUAUAUUAUCUAUAACUUCAAGAAUACUUAUAAUUGAUCUUUUACAAAAACGUAUACCAACUUAUCUAAUUACUGGAAUUUUAGUUAUGCACGCUGAAAGGGUGAAUGAAACUUCAACAGAAGCAUUCAUCUUGAGAAUAUUUAAAGAAGAGAAUAAGGAAGGGUUUAUUAAAGCAUUUUCAGAUUCUCCUGAGUCAUUUAUUUCAUCAGGAUUAUCACCUUUGCAAACUGCUCUUCAAUUACUUCAAUUACGUAAAGUUUUUUUAUAUCCGAGAUUUCAUGUGAUGAUAAGGGAUUGCUUAGAACAGCGUAAAGCGGAUGUAACAGAAUUGUAUCAACCUUUAAGCCCAUCAAUGGACGAAAUUCAACAGGCUAUUACCGAAUGUAUUGAAGCUUGCUUAAGUGAAAUAAAAAAGGGGAAUGGAAAUUGGUUAAACGUUGAUGAUUUAUCAGUAGAAAAUUCAUUUUUUAGAUCAUUCGAUGUAUUAAUAAAACAACAACUAGAACCUGUCUGGCAUCGUGUCAGCUCAAAAACUAAGUUGAUAGUUAAUGAUUUAACUACUCUAAGAAAGUUACUUGAGUAUUUGGUUAGUUAUGAUUGCGUAUCAUUUAAUAGUUUUUUAGAAACCAUUAUUACAAGUCAAACUCCUACUUCUGCUUUAUCACAACAACAACAAUCUCCUUGGUUAUCUUUGGAUGCUGGAAAUACGAUUUUUAGUGUAGCGAAAAGACGUGUAUUCGUUCGUACAUCGACUACAAUUCCUACAGAUAAUACUCAAAAAAAUUCUUACCCGACAUCAAAAUUACCUCCGGGUAUACAACCUGUAUUAGAAGAACUUCCAAAAUGGAAUUUAUUGGCAGAAAUAUUACAAGAGAUCGAAUCAGAUAUAACAAGUCACGCUACUGAAACUUCAAGAACUUCUUCCGAAGGAGAAGAUUUAAGUCAUUUAAACAAUACUAUAUUGAUAAUGAUGGAAAAUGAAAGGGAAUGUUCACAACUAAGGGAGUAUUUAUCAACUAUGCAUAUUGCUGAAAGACAAGGAUUGGAUAAAGGUAGUAUUAUGUUAGGGAGAUUACUAAAAAAUUAUUUUAAAUGGAAAAGUGGAAUGAGUAAAGUGAGUAAAAAUUUGUUUAACGAAAAUGGUAAAGAAAGAAGUAAGGAAGUAAAUAGUAAUAGUGAGAGAGAUGAACCACCAAAAAGAGGAACGUUUCAACGUGGGCAACAACCGCCUAAUAAGAGAAGACGCAUACGUGGUGGAUCAAAUACUGCCGCUUCUGUUGUCCCUACGAGGAAAUCUAAGGCUAAGCUCCUUGAGGAAGAAGCUCAAGAAAUAGCGAAUUUUAUAAAUUCGAAUCAAACUAUAUUACCUGAAGUAUCAACAGCAGUUACUUUUUCUACAAACACUUCAUUAAAUAAUAGUUCAUCAACUUCUUGUUAUGACGAUGAAUUUGAUGUGGAAGCGUUUUCUACUUAUUUUGGAUUGUUGGACUUGAGAGAUUUAAUUAUUAUUAGACCUAUUAGUGGUGAAGAAGAUGAUAGAGUAUUACAGUCUAUUAAACCCAAAUAUAUUAUUAUUUAUCAUCCUGACCAAGCUUUUGUUAGAAGAGUUGAAGUAUAUCGAACUUUCUAUCCUGAUUUACCAUGUAAAGUGUUUUUUAUGAUGUAUGAAAAUUCUAUCGAAGAGCAAAAAUAUUUAAGUGUGAUACGUAAAGAAAAAGAUGCUUUUGAAAAAUUAAUUAGAGAAAAAAGUAUCAUGGCUAUUCCUUUGGGAAGACCUUUAAGAGUAAUUAACAAUCAAUAUGAAUCCUUGAAUAUUAAUACACGUAUAGCAGGUGGUAGAAUUACACAACAAAUUAAAGAACCAAAGAUUAUAAUAGAUGUAAGAGAAUUUCGUAGUUCAUUACCAUCAUUAUUACAUCAAUCAGGAAUCGAAAUAUUGCCAUGUACAUUAACGAUAGGUGAUUAUAUAUUAUCACCUAAUUUAUGUGUUGAACGUAAAUCUAUUUCUGAUUUAAUUGGAAGCUUUAAUUCAGGAAGAUUGUAUACACAGUGUGAAGCUAUGUCUAUACAUUAUAAACAGCCUAUCUUGUUAAUUGAAUUUGAUAGAAAUCAAUCGUUUACAUUACAGUCUAUAAAUGAAUUUAGACCGGACAUAGGUAUGAAUGAUAUAUCGUCAAAAUUAGUGUUAUUAACAAUAACAUUUCCAAGACUUAAAAUUAUUUGGUCAAGUAACCCUAUUGCUACCGUCGAAAUAUUUCAAGAUCUUAAAAAAUUAGAAGAAGAGCCCGAUUUAGAAACAGCUCAAAUGAUUGGAUUAGAUGAUGGUGAAAUUGAUGAUAGUUUAAUUACCAACAAUGCGAUUGAAAGUGACUAUAACUUAAUUCCACAGGAAUUUUUAAGAUCAUUACCUGGAGUUACAUCGAAAAAUUAUAAAUAUAUAAUGUCAAAAGUGGAAAAUUUAAAGGAAUUAAGCCAGUUGUCUAAAAAUGAAUUACAAAACAUGGUUGGUAAUGAUAAUGGAAAUAAAUUAUUCGAAUUUUUUAAUAGAGAUGUUAAAGAGGAAAAAUAAGAAUAGUAAGAACAAAAGAAAUAGGAUAAAUAGAUAAUAAUUCAUAUGACCUUCCUAAAUUCUGUAUGAGCUUUUGCAUUUGCGAAUUGAAAUGACUUUUUAUUAUAUCAUAAUUUCGAAUUUUAUGUAUUGUGUGUGUAUCAAUGCUAAGAUUUUGAUUGUAAAAGUUGCAUACUAUUAUUACUAAUAACCAUAUUAAUUAAUUAAUUAUGUACAAAGAAAAAGUAUAAAAAUAAAUACUUUAUUUUAUAAUUAUUAAAAAAAUUAUUAAUCAACGUUAUUUCUAAUAUCAUAC